CGCGAGCCACGACUAAAGUGGCUCGAUAAAAGGUGGGAAAUUAUCAUUUGGAGCGACGAAUCUAAAUUCACGACAAAGAGUUUUGGAGAUGGUGCACGCAAUGUUGAAAGUCCGUUGGUGGAAG
This is a messenger RNA of Paraglomus brasilianum, 124 nucleotides long. The record is from the annotation of a GenBank genome assembly. Lineage: Eukaryota; Fungi; Glomeromycota; Glomeromycetes; Paraglomerales; Paraglomeraceae.